ACUGUCGCUGCAUACCUUGUGUUGCGUUGAUAACUGCAGCUCGCAAUCCCGGGUUUGACCUAAAGUCCGCAAACACACUUCAAAGAGCUAGCCCUGGACCCAGCGUUCAGCAUGGCUUACCGUCAGCUUCAGGGCACCAACCGGGGCGCCUCUGCUGGUGCCCCGGUGGCUUAUAGCCGCCCCAUGCAGGGCAGGGUUGGACGCUCGGCACUCCGUGUGCAGGCUGUUGCUGAGGCCGAGCGCCCCACUGCCGCCAAGAGCUCUGGCUCUGCGGAGCCGGUCACCACCGACAUCACCUCGAAGCUCAAGUACCUGUUCGGCCGGAACGGCGACUACACCAACGCCGAUGCUUACCAGGGCACCGCCUGGAGCGUCCGCGAGAAGCUCAUUGACUCGUUCAACAAGACCCACGAGCACUGGAAGAAGGAGGACCCCAAGUUCAUCUACUACCUGUCUGCUGAGUUCCUGAUGGGCCGCUCGCUGACCAACACCGUCUACAACCUGGGUCUGGAGGGCGAGUAUGGCAACGCGCUGCGUGAGAUGGGAUACCACAUGGAGAAGGUCGCGGAUGCUGAGCGCGACGCUGCCCUCGGCAACGGUGGCCUGGGCCGCCUGGCCGCCUGCUUCCUGGACUCGAUGGCCACUCUGGACCUGCCGGGCUGGGGCUACGGCAUCCGCUACAAGUACGGCAUGUUCAAGCAGGGCCUGAAGGACGGCUACCAGGUUGAGAUGCCCGACAUUUGGCUGACCAAGGGUAACCCCUGGGAGGUCCGCCGCGACGACGUCAAGUUCGAGGUGGGCUUCGGCGGCCGCGUGGAGCGCAAGAAGGUGAACGGCAAGGAGAUGACUGUGUGGACGCCCUCGGAGAAGGUGAUCGCCCAGGCGUACGACAACCCGAUCCCCGGCUACGCCACUCCCACCACCUCCAACCUGCGCCUGUGGGACGCGGUGCCGGUGCACGAGUUCGACCUCAGCGCCUUCAACGCCGGCGACUACGACCGGGCCAUGCUGGAGCGCGAGCGCGCCGAGGGCAUCAGCGCCGUGCUGUACCCCAACGACUCCACCCCCGAGGGCAAGGAGCUGCGCCUCAAGCAGCAGUACUUCUUCGUGUGCGCCUCGCUGCAGGACGUGAUGUCGCGCUUCCGCGCUGUGCACGGCGCCAACUGGGAGGCGCUGCCGGAGAAGGCGUGCUUCCAGCUGAACGACACGCACCCCACCAUCGCGGUGGCGGAGCUGAUGCGCCUGCUGGUGGACGUGGAGGGACUGGAGUGGGAUGCCGCCUGGACCAUCACCACCAAGUGCCUGAACUACACCAACCACACCGUGAUGCCCGAGGCGCUGGAGAAGUGGCCCGUCAAGGUGAUGGCCAAGAUGCUGCCGCGCCACAUGGAGAUCAUUGAGGUGAUCAACGAGGGCUGGACCAAGUGGCUGGGCGUGCACCUGAAGGACCUCAAGUCCGAGGAGCGCGCCAAGAAGAUCGCCGCCAUGUCCAUCAUCCACGCCAACCCCUGGAACGCCGAUGAGAUGCUGGUGAACAUGGCCUACUUGGCCGUGGUGGGCUCCUCCGCCGUCAACGGUGUGGCCGCCAUCCACUCCAACAUCGUCAAGGACGAGAUCCUCAACGACUUCUACGAGAUCUUCCCCUCCAAGUUCCAGAACAAGACCAACGGCGUGACCCCCCGCCGCUGGCUGGCCUGGUGCAACCCCGAGCUGGCGCAGCUCAUCACCGAGGCGCUGGGCAGCAGCGAGUGGAUCAACGACACCGAGAAGCUGGCCGGCCUGCGCGCCUUCGCCUCCGACCCCGCCUUCCAGGCCAAGUGGGCGGCUGUGAAGAAGGCCAAGAAGGCCAAGCUGGCGGAGCUGAUCAAGAAGAUCCACGGCGACGACGUCAACCAGAACGCGCUGUUCGACAUCCAGAUCAAGCGCAUUCACGAGUACAAGCGUCAGUACCUGAACGUGCUGUCCAUCAUCUGGCGCUACAAGCAGCUGAAGAAGAUGACGCCCGAGCAGCGCAAGGCAUCCGCUGUGCCGCGCGUGUGCGUCAUCGGCGGCAAGGCCGCCUCCGCCUACGACAUGGCCAAGCGCAUCAUCCGCCUCGUCACCGCCGUGGGCGAAGUCAUCAACAAGGACCCCGAGACCAAGGACUACCUGCGCCUGUACUUCCUGCCCGACUACAACGUGACCCUGGCCGAGACCAUCAUCCCCGCCGCCGAGCUGUCGCAGCACAUCUCCACCGCGGGCACUGAGGCUUCGGGCACGUCCAACAUGAAGUUCCAGAUGAACGGUUGCCUGAUCAUGGGCACCUGGGACGGCGCCAACAUUGAGAUCGCGGAGGAGACGGGCGUGGAGAACGUCUUCGUGUUCGGCGUGCGCGCCGAGGAGAUCAACCAGCUGCGCAAGGACCGCAAGAACUUCAAGACCGACCCCCGGUGGGACGAGCUGAUGAAGGACAUUGAGGGCGGCAUGUUCGGCGACAAGGACUACUUCAAGCCGCUGGUGGACAGCGUCAACAACAUGAAGGUGGGCAACGACUGGUUCCUGCUGGCCAACGACUUCGCCGGCUACCUGGCGGCACAGGAGGAGGUGGACGCCACCUACAAGGACCAGGCGGAGUGGCUGCGCCGGUCGAUCAUGUACACGGCCGGCAGCGGCAAGUUCUCCAGUGACCGCACCAUUCGCGAGUACGCUGAGGACAUCUGGCACGUGAAGCCCGCUCGCCCCUCCGCGUAAGCGGGAGUCUAGGGCCAACGAGACUCCGUCCGCCUGCAGUCGCCGACAGCAUUUGCCGGCGGUGUGCGGCUGAGGGUGGUGUGCGCGGGGCACGCAGACGGAGGAAUGGAAGAAACGGGUGAAGCACAGCGGCAGCAGCACCGGUGGCCGCUAGUAUCACGCGGGGUUGACGCUGGAUGCGAGCUCGUGGGGUUCGUUGUUUGUUACGGCAAGUGUGCCCCCGCCCUUACCCCGUGUUGGGGCAGCUGGUGUGCAGCGACAGGGUCCAGGGAUCGCACGUUGCUGUGCGGCAUUUCGGUGUUGCCUAGUUUUAGACGCGAAGAAGCAGGCAUGUAUGCACGGGCGGUGCGGCUGAAGUGAACAACAACUAGGUCGACCGCUGUUACAGCGCACGAUUGCAUGGACUGCGUGGGCCCAAACGCGCGCUUGCGCAUGUCACUGGUUAGCUAAUCUUGUUAGAACUUAUGUCAGGCGCAAAUUGCGCCGUGUGUUGGUGGGUGCGUUUGGGGCUCGCGGCCCAAGAUUCUUUUCACCACAGCGUCGCCGGGGCGCCCGCGGCUGCAUGGUGUCGUCUCGGUGAGAAUCUGACGGAUUGUAAUCUUGUACUCGG
Molecule: messenger RNA, 3340 nt
Organism: Chlamydomonas reinhardtii
Lineage: Eukaryota; Viridiplantae; Chlorophyta; Chlorophyceae; Chlamydomonadales; Chlamydomonadaceae
Exons: 18
Coding region: 112-2730 (872 amino acids)
Biological process (GO): glycogen catabolic process
Cellular component (GO): cytoplasm
Molecular function (GO): glycogen phosphorylase activity; pyridoxal phosphate binding
Source: RefSeq, a predicted model, not a curated record